Molecule: messenger RNA, 1043 nt
Organism: Cucumis melo (muskmelon)
Lineage: Eukaryota; Viridiplantae; Streptophyta; Magnoliopsida; Cucurbitales; Cucurbitaceae
Exons: 9
Coding region: 77-757 (226 amino acids)
Molecular function (GO): hydrolase activity; zinc ion binding
Source: RefSeq, a predicted model, not a curated record
CGAAGCUCCGAACAGAAAUAAUAGUAGCGGCGUUGAGUAACCGGAAAGCCAUUUUUGGCUGCUGACUCUCAGGACCAUGAACUCCCGCGAUCUUGCACUCGUUUCCACAGCCGCUGUACUGGGUGCCUUCACGUCAGCUCUUGCUUGUCGCUUCUUUUUCAAUCCUAAAAAGCACCGUUCUCGGUUUGAUCUGUCGAGAAAUGGCGCUCUCUUGAACAACGGAUCCUCACAGUGUCCUUUUGAUCCUUCCAAACGCGAAGGGUUUUUGUCUUGGGAUGACUAUUUCAUGGCCAUUGCAUUCCUGUCGGCCGAAAGAUCGAAGGAUCCCAAUCGACAGGUUGGUGCUUGCCUGGUUAGCCAAAAUGGUGUAAUUCUUGGCAUAGGAUAUAAUGGGUUUCCAAGAGGAUGCUCUGAUGACCAGCUUCCUUGGGCUAAGAAAUCAAAAACCAACAAUCCUUUGGAGACAAAGUAUCCUUAUGUUUGUCAUGCUGAAGUCAACGCCAUCCUAAACACAAAUCAUGCUUCAGCCAGUGGACAGAAGCUUUACGUAACCAUGUUCCCUUGCAAUGAAUGUGCAAAAAUAAUCAUUCAGUCUGGCGUCUCUGAAGUUAUUUAUUUCGUUGAGAAGAGGAUAAACAAUUCAAACGUUGCAUAUGUUGCUUCUCACAAAUUGCUAUCGAUGGCUGGUGUAAAAGUGAGAAAACACCAACCCCUUUCAGAUCAGAUUCUGAUUAAGUUCGAGGAUCCUCAUACAUGAAAAGUAUACCUUCUAAUUCUUCAUGCGUCUAACUUCCAUUCACGCGUUCUUGUUCAACAUUGAAACUGGACGCUCUUUAUCGAUUUGGUUCCAUAUGUUGACCUGUACGGAAUUGUAAAAAUACCUCUACGAGAUAGGAACAGCAAACUAUAUAGUAAUGUGUUUUUACUUGUUUACAGUAAAAUGCUAGAGAAGGGAGACAGACUUGGAAUAUAUUUGAGAUUGAAGAAUAACAUCGUAUCCAAUUUAAUAAUAUGUGGAUUAUAGUGUUGGUGAUUGUGAAGCA